AGUGUGUCGUAAAACUGCUUUGCAGCAAUAAUGGCGGUCAUUCCGACACACCGCUUUCCGGCAGUGAGGAGAGCGGCGCUGUGGAGGUUUAUUAGGAUGGCCGCGGUUCCGACUGGGCCUGGCAGCGGAUCGCGGGAAGAGAUGAUUUCCUUCCCCGGGAAUGGGUGCCCUGUCCUGGGGGAACUGGAGAACCUCGGGCGGAAGCUGCAGGACUUGGUUGUGGCACCUACUGGCCAGAAACCACAUGUGUGCGGAUGUAAAGUGGGGCGAGGUAACACCCGGGAUUACCCGUUCUUGGAGCUGAACCAUCAGUGUGAAACGUUUGAGCGACGAAUAAAUGGCUUAAAUUGUGUCGGAGUGUCUGGUUUUAUCCAUAAACAUAAAGAGGAUGAGAGCUUGAAUGGACUUAAAGUGGCUGUAGAGCACUGGGACAGAUCCAGCUGCGUCCAGAACACCAGCAACCCAGAGCACAAACUAGGCUUACCUUACCAAGGCAUGAACAAGAGUAUAGUUACAUUAUCUCGAACUGAAGCCAGUCAAAGUCAUGCAAAUACUGGAUAUGAUCUUGGUACUAAAGUCACAAAAUGUUACCUAAGGACUGAUCAGGGACCUGAGGUAACAUCUCAGACUGUAUCUGCUGCUGAUGGACCAGUACUGGAGAUGUGCAGGUUAGACCUGAACCGUUCGCCUGCUACAGAACCGAACCAAAGUCAGGAUGUUGUAUAUGUGCACUAUGAGUCUGAGCUUCAGAUGCCAGGCAUAAUGAGACUGAUAACCAAGGAUCUGUCCGAGCCUUAUUCCAUAUAUACGUACCGGUACUUUAUCCACAACUGGCCACAGCUUUGCUUUCUGGCAAUGGUACAGGAGGUCUGUGUGGGAGCAAUUGUGUGUAAACUGGACAUGCACAAGAAGCUAUUUCGCCGUGGAUACAUUGCCAUGCUUGCUGUGGACUCCAAACAUCGUCGAAAAAACAUUGGCACUAACCUUGUGAAGAAGGCCAUCUAUGCGAUGGUGGAGGGAGACUGUGAUGAAGUGGUGCUGGAGACAGAGAUCACAAACAAGUCUGCUCUGAAGUUAUAUGAAAACUUGGGUUUUGUUCGAGACAAGCGACUCUUCAGAUAUUAUCUUAACGGUGUGGACGCUUUGCGGCUCAAACUGUGGCUGCGCUGAGCUCAGGCUCUGUCAAAGCCUCUCUUUCUUCAGUACGCUCACAGUCAAACACAAUUUAGACUGGGCACGAUCAAUCAAGGCCAUCUUUACUGGUUAAACAAAGUACUAUACUUGAUAUAUCUCUGUGAGAGCCAGGGAACGCAAAGGAAAAAAGUGUUAAAACACCACAAGUGUCGCAGCUCAAGUCCUCAAAGAAUCAUUUGGUAUGAAUUAGAGGUCUGCACGGGUCGGAUUUUUCAGUCCCGCCCGCGCCCGCAUUGUGCAGUCCCACUCGCGCCCGCAAAGAAUUAUGAUUUUCAGUCCCGUUCCCGCCCGCGCCUGCCAUAUUUUGUCCCGCUCCCGCCCGCAAAUCCCGCAUGAUGCAGACGUUCGCGUUAUUUCUCAGGAAAGUUCUUGUCUUGACACAGCGUGAUGGUGCCCCGCCCCCUACUUUGAGUGGAUUUGAGCAUAAAUAUCUACAGCUCACGUUUGUUAUUGUUUACCUUGUUUCUGAAUUCAGCAUGUAGUAUCUCUAAUAAUAAUAAUUAGGGCUGUCAAACGAUUAAAAUAUUUAAUCGCAAAUUUUUAUCACAUGAGAAACCAGUGUAAUUCUCUGAUCAGCAUAAAAAAGUGAAUGGACUUGCUUUGUAC
Molecule: messenger RNA, 1800 nt
Organism: Neoarius graeffei (lesser salmon catfish)
Lineage: Eukaryota; Metazoa; Chordata; Actinopteri; Siluriformes; Ariidae
Product: N-alpha-acetyltransferase 30-like
Exons: 5
Coding region: 31-1170 (379 amino acids)
Biological process (GO): N-terminal peptidyl-methionine acetylation
Cellular component (GO): NatC complex
Molecular function (GO): protein-N-terminal amino-acid acetyltransferase activity
Source: RefSeq, a predicted model, not a curated record